AGGAGCUGGAAGAGCACAGUACAAGACUGAUAGCUUCAGAGAUUCAGCCCUCCUUUGUCCCCUGAGCAGCUCUCGUUUGCCUCCUUCCAAUUGCUCUUGAGCAGCCACCUGUUCCGAGCUGCCUGCAACUGCCCCACCCCCCAGCCUUUCCCAGUACACGGAGCUGAGCUGCGUGGGACCCCUGGCCAGGCCUGGUUGUGUUCCUGCUCCAGGACAGUUUUGAAGCCAGGAGCUGUCGCUGCCUGUUUGUUUGUACCAAGACACUAUGUAUGGCAACAGAUCAUAAAUAAGAAACAAGCCCCUGAUGAGAGAGCAGCCGACUCCCGCCAGCACUGACCCCUGCCAGCAGCCAUCUGCAAACUCCAGGCUGCCCACUUCCUGGAGGGACAUGUGCUGGAGGUGAAGAAAGAGCCCACCUGAGCUCAGGAAGCAGGAAUCAAGGCCCUCCGUGGGCCAGGAACUGUCUGGUUCCCGGCCUGGCUGUGCCACUAAGCCAGGAGACUUGGAGCCAGCUUCCUGGAAUCUGUGACUUGCUCCCCAUCACCUUCUCCAAGCGAGGGACCGACGCCUGGCUUGCUGUGUGGGACCAUAAGGACUGAACAGCAGUGAAUUUUGCCGUGUAUCUUGGCUACCUUCAUUAUGACCAAGGCAGCCUUCCAGUCCCCAGACCACCACUUUCUGCCUUUUUGACUCUCCCACACGCCAGCAGUACUAACAGGCAAUCCUGGCAAAACGGUAACCAAGUCCAAGAAGUUCGUUUGCCGACAGGGUGGUUCCCCCCUCUCUCCACCCCUCUAGUCUCUCUGCCCAGCAGUUCCCCUAAAAUUCCUCCCUCCAAACUGUUCUCCAAAAUUCACUUGCUGGGGCUUCCUUCUUGGCUGGCUGACACCUGCAACAACAGGAAAGACCCAGGGUUUCAGGCCACAUCAACAGCCAUCACAAUGUGGCCACUCAUCAAGCUGGCUGCCAGGGCAGUGGGCACUGGGCUUGGACAGUGGAGCCCAGCUCUGGGCGCCCCACCCAGCACCUCUGGAUGCAGGCAGGCAGCCGCUGGGGCUGUGGACAGAGGGAGUGUUUGCCCGGACACGUGUUGCUUCUGGGGCAAGGGCCCUGGGGCAGCCGGCAGCUCUGCGGGCUGUCCACCCCUGACUGCUCCGCUCAUGCCCAGCGUGUGACUGUCCCCACAGCAGCUGGCCGGGCUCUUGCCCUUCUCAGAGCCCCUGGUCCCAGGCUCUUGCCAGGCCCUGAAGGCUGAGUAGCCAGCGGGAUGCCUGGCCUGCUGAACCAGGUCACAGGGGCAGCCCUGCCCCUCACUGCAUCUGAUGUCACCUCCUUCGUCAGCGGGUACGCCCUGGGUCUGACCGCCUCCCUCACCUACGGCAACCUGGAAGCCCAGCCUUUCCAGGGCCUUUUCGUAUACCCCCUGGAUGAGUACACCACGGUGAUCGGCUUUGAGGCUGUCGUUGCCAACCGCGUCGUGACAGUACAGGUCAAGGACAAAGCCAAGAUGGACAGCGACCACUUGGAUGCCACCCAUAUCAGAGGCACAACUGUCACAGGAAACCUUCUGCAAGAUGGGAUUUCCAUCACCCCUCAUUCCUACACACCGGGGAAGGUGGCUCUGGAUGAGGAUUUGGAGCGGAUCCUGUUCGUGGUCAACCUGGGGACUAUUGCUCCCAUGGAGAACGUCACCAUCUUCGUCAGCACCUCCUCUGAGCUCCCAACACUGCCCAGUGGGGCUGUGCGCGUUCUGCUGCCUGCUGUCUGCGCCCCGACCGUGCCCCAGUUCUGCACUGAGAACAGCAGCCCCUCCACCCUACAGGCCCCAGGUAAAGACAGGCAUUGUUUUGGCACCCGGGCCCUGGAUUCCUGGAACAAGUUGUGCCUGGCAACUCUCCUGGACACUGAAGUGUCCAACCCCAUGGAAUAUGAGUUCAACUUCCAGCUGAAGAUUCGCGGGCCAUGCCUGCUUGCAGGGGUGGAGAGUCCCACCCACGAGAUCAGAGCCGAUGCUGCCCCGUCCGCAUGCUCGGCCAAGAGCAUCAUCAUCACCUUGGCCAACAGGCACACCUUCGACCGGCCCGUGGAGAUCCUCAUCCACCCCAGCGAGCCCCACAUGCCGCACGUCCUGAUGGAGAAAGGGGACAUGACCCUGGGAGAGUUUGACCAGCACCUGAGGGGAAGAACAGAUUUCAUUAAAGGGACGAAGAAGGACAGCAGUGCAGGGCGAAAGACAGAAAUCAUCCGGAGACGCCUCCACAAGGAUAUCCCCCACCAUUCUGUCAUCAUGCUCAACUUCUGUCCCGACCUCCAGUCAGUCCAGCCGAACCUGAGAAAGAGCCAAGGGGAAUUUAUCUUCCUCAUUGACAGGAGUGGCAGCAUGAGUGGGACCAACAUCCACCGCGUCAAGGAUGCCAUGCUGGUAGCCCUUAAGAGCCUCAUGCCAGCCUGCCUCUUCAAUGUCAUCGGGUUUGGAUCCACAUUUAAGACCCUCUUCCCUUCCAGUCAGACCUACAGUGAGGAAAACUUGGCCACUGCCUGUGACAACAUCCAGAGGAUGCGGGCUGACAUGGGUGGCACCAACGUCCUCUCCCCUCUCAAGUGGAUCAUCCGGCAGCCUGUGCACCGAGGCCACCCGCGGCUUCUCUUCCUGAUCACAGAUGGUGCCGUUAACAACACUGGGAAGGUGCUAGAACUGGUGCGAAACCAUGCCUUCUCCACCAGGUGCUAUAGCUUUGGAAUUGGACCCAACGUCUGCCACAGGCUGGUGCAAGGGCUGGCAACUGUGUCCAAGGGCAGUGCUGAGUUCCUGGUGGAGGGGGAACGACUGCAACCCAAGAUGGUUAAAUCCCUGAAGAAGGCCAUGGCCCCAGUCUUGAGUGACGUGUCUGUGGAGUGGGUCUUCCCUGAGACCACCGAGGUCCUGAUCUCACCUGUCAGCACCAGCUGCCUCUUCCCUGGAGAACGGUUGGUGGGGUAUGGCAUUGUGUGUGAUGCCUCCUUAUACAUCUGCAAUCCCAGAUCUGAGUCUGGCAGCUCUGUCUUCUACCAUGCCCAAGAUGAGGGGCCCAGCCCAGACAGCAGAGACUGUGCCAGGAGUUUGGGUGCACCCUUCACCCUGAGGCAGGCCAAAGACGCCCGGCCAUCCGGUGAAGACUCCACCAUCAAUCCUAGUCUGGACCACUCCCAGCGACGGCGGGCAUAUAGCGCCAACCAGAUCACCAACUGCAAGCCCUCCCCAAGGACCCCCACAGCCAGUGACCCCACGGUGGCUGCCAGGAAACACCCACUGAGGAAAGCUAAGCUGCAAGACCUUACCAACCAGCCCAGCCCAGAUGCCUUGCAGUGGCAGAUUGAUUUGCAGCCCUUGCUGAACAGUGGCCCAGACCUGAGCCAGGGCCUUAAACUCCGGGGCCCAGGAGCCCGCAGGCCCUCUCUGCUGCCCCAAGGCUGCCAGCCAGCCCUGCCUUCCUGCCGGGAGUCCCAGGCCUGGAACCCCAUGAGAGAGCUGGAUUUUGGGUCCAGCCUGAAGGCUUCCUCAGACAGACGCAGCCCUGGGGACCUGGAGCCGUCUCAUCACCCCUCAGCCUUCGAGACCGAGACGUUCUCGGACUGGGAGCCCCUGGGUGAGUCGGAGGAGCGGGUCAGUCCCGGCAGGCCAGCUACCCCACGCCCCGUGUUGGGCAAGGCCGUUGUCAAGGGCCUGCGCGACAGCCAGAGUUUCCAGUGGGAGGUGAGUUUCGAGUUGGGCACCCCCGGCCCCGAGCGCGGCGGCGCGCGCGACGCCGACCUGUGGAGCGAGACCUUCCACCAGCUGGCGGCCCGCGCCAUCAUCCGCGACUUCGAGCAGCUGGCAGAGCGCGAGGGCGAGAUCGAGCACGGGUCUGGCCGCCGCUACCAGAUGAAUGCCGUGCACACCAGCAAGGCCUGCAACAUCAUCAGCAAAUACACAGCCUUUGUGCCUGUGGACAUGAGCAAGAGCCGCUACCUGCCCACCGUGGUGGGGUAUCCUGACUCUGAUGCAUUUCGGAUGGCCAGCCCUCAGGUCCUGACCCGACAGUGGAGGAGCACCUCUGCUGGCUUUGGACGGUCCCAGACCAUGCCCAGGGAAGACUCGGCAGCAGGAGACGGAGUAUUUCACAACCUCAGUGUGGAGGACAGCCUCACCACGCCCUUCAGCGAGACCAGGUCCCCAGGCCGUGAGAAGUAUGCUGCCUCUGAAGGUCCCCUGCGCAGUUUGGCCACCCACACGCUCUCUUCCUUGAAGGCCUCAGAGGCUCUCUUUGGAUCCAGGAUGAAUCUCAACAAGUCCAGGCUGCUGAAACGAGCUGCCAAGGGCUUCCUGAGCAAGCCGCUGACUAAGGCUCCAGAGUCAACCCCAGGUAGCCAGAGCUUCGACUAUGUCCCACUGGUGUCUCUGCAGCUGGCCUCCGGAGCCUUCCUGCUCAACCAAGCCUUCUAUGAGGCCAUCCACAUCCCCAUGGAGAAGCUCAAGUGGACCUCGCCCUUCACAUGCCACCGAGAGUCCCUCACCGCCCGCCAGCCUGAGUCUAAGACCCCAAGUCCCCACAGCUUCUCCCCGAAGCCACUGGUGAAGGGCAAGCCGGGCUGGGAGCCCAAGGCUGUGACAGAACACGCAGGGAAGCUGUGGGCUACAGUGGUGGCGCUGGCGUGGCUGGAGCACAGCUCAGCUUCCUACUUCGUUGAGUGGGAGCUGGUGGCCGCCAAGGCCAACUCGUGGCUGGAGCAGCAGGAGGUGCCGGAGGGCCGCACGCAGGGCACGCUGAAGGCUGCCGCCCGCCAGCUGUUCGUGCUCUUGCGGCACUGGGAUGAGAACCUGGAGUUCAAUAUGCUUUGCUAUAACCCAAAUUAUGUGUAGUCGGGGGAAGGGAGACUGGGACAGCGGAGGAGAGGGAGGGGACCGUUUUGGCCUGGUCGGGGGAAUUUUUGAAGCUGUAGCCAAUAUAUUGGUUGCUAGAAAGAGCCCUGGCCUGACAAUCAGGAGGCCCGACUUCAGUUCCAGCAUUGCUACCAUCCAGCUUUGUGACUUUAGGGUCAGCCUUGCCCCCUGCCUGGGCCUCCAUUUCCUCACUUAUACACAUAAGUGGGUAAGGUGAGGGAGUUAGUCCAGAUCUCUAGAAGGUUCCAAGGCUCCUUUUUCUGCUCAGACAUGCAUGCAGCAGUGGGGUUUACAGCCAGUAAAUUCAGGGGGGUUGGAAGAGAGAACACAAUUUAAACCUGAGUUCUCUCUGGAGAAGGAUUUCAUGGGCAAUGCCCCCCUCAAAUAAACGUGUAGAUGAGCGAACCCAAAGGCUGCAGAUAACCAGACAUGCAAGCUUGCAUCUAGGUACAUGGAGCCCACCUCUGGCUGCUGCAUUGUAGGAUAGGCACCUGCUUCCAUGGUGAUGGCCCAAAACCCCCAAAUCCCAUGUAUAAACCAACUGGAGAACUAUACUUUUCAACAACUUACAAAAGAGUCCCCCGGGACUCUUUCUUUUGGCUUGGAAGUCCUUAGUAUACUUUAGUAUUGGUUGACCAAUUAUUUGUGACUUCCUACCUAAGAAGAGGAGGUGGUCAGGACAAAGAGGGCACCCUGCAAGCUGAGAUGUUAGAACUAAUCUACAAUUUAUGCAAAGAUAGUCCAAAAGAAUAGACAUGGUCACAGAAUUCAGUGGAGAAAGCAGACAGCAACUUAAAUAACUCACACACUUGCAGGAACUGUGCAAUGCAAACUCUAUGCUUGGGCUGAGAGGCUAGAGAAGCACCCAGCAUCAGCUGCAUUCUGGGACAGGGGGUCCUGUCUAGCCACAGAAUUUUGGAGAGAGGGGCCUUCUUGGCAACAGAAAACCAUGCUUGGCUGCAGUGCACUGGAUGGGAGCUCCACUUGGGAAGCGUGAUUUAUUUAAUGAAAUGAAGACAUGCUGCUUCAAGAGUCUUUGCCCCCAGGGACCUCCCCCUCUCAGGCCCACUGUGUGAUAGCUUUGGUGACAGGUGUAUCCCAGCCUCACAUUCCCUGGUGGCUGUACCCAUGGAGACUCCUCUGGAAGUGGAUCUGGACAUCCCCAAGGGAGCCCACCAGCUUGGGACCCCAGGGUGAACCUCCACACCCUGCACACCCACCUCUCCAAGGCCUUAGCCCUCCACAUCAAGUGGUCUCCGUGGGUCCUGCAGCCCUGGGGAAAAGCCCCCACAGAUUUUCCCCUUCAGGAAGAUCUGGAGGACUCUAUGGACCACACUGACUGUAGAGGACAUGUGGGCUCGGGCACACAGCCCAGCCUCAUGAAGACUAAAAUGCCGAGUCUUAGCAGGGGCACGGUGAGGGGCAGAGGGCCUCCAGCAGAAGGCUCAUUGAGUAUGGAGAAAAGGCAGCCCCAGCAGGGUGGGGUACCUGCCCCACACAGUCCACCCCUCCAUGCCAAGCCCAGCUAUACCACCACACUUCCCAAGAGCCGCUAUCCCCACACAAGCCCUCCUGAGGCUCUCACAAAAAGCCAGUGAUCCAUCCCCCAGGGAGGGGAGGGGGCUGGAGACUUGAUAUAAAAUCCCAUCUGUUGCAUGGCUGGCUAACCUACUUCAGAUUCACCGCCUGGGGAGGACCCCAGUCACCAACACCAUGGCCACCACAGCCCCGGGGGGAAGCAUACUAGUCUGGGGUGCUGGCUCAUAGUCGUUACUCAAAGUCAAGACGGUGUGACUGCACUUGGUAACACUACUGCAGCUAUGCAGCCAGCAGCCCCAGCGGCAGCCUGAGGAGGGCGGAGCGUGGCAUCCCCUGGUUGGCCCAGUGUAAAUGGGAACAUUGUCAGGCUGAGACUUGGAAUCCCUGGCACUAGUUUGGGCAAGUGGCUUCCCCUCUCUGGGUGCCCUGGAGCCAGAGGGUUUCCCUGCCCUGGCAUUCCCAGAUUCUCUGCCUCUGAGAUGUUUCCCUGUGUUAGUGACCAUGAACUUGCUGUAAUUAUCUGUGUGACCUUGAAAAAGUCACAUGGGGUUUCUGGGCCUCUCUCCUUCUCUAACUAGAAUAGGUUGGACUGGGCUGACCAGCCUCCCAAUUAACCUGAUUCUGGGUCUCCAGGCUCAGUGUGGACAAUAAUCAGGGAUCAAGGUGGCCCAGCAUGUGCCCAGUGUGGAACUAGUGCUGUAAGACACCUGCAAGGAGUCAUGGAGAAAGCCAGCAAGGCGGUGGGCCCACCACCUGCCUUGGGAACCUCCUCAGACCCCAAUCCAGUAGCAGCUGCUGGAGCUCUGGACAACUUGGAUGCGUAAGCAAAUUGCGGACCUCCACACUCCCUGGCUCCCCUGCCCAGCACUCAGAGGUACAGAAGAACAAAUCUUCAUUGAUUUCAAUAACCCAAGGGCUUUGGGGGAUAUCUAGAUGAAAGAUAUUUUUUAGUGAACUUCAAUGAUAUAGAGAAGACACACAGUGUUAGGAAUCUGUUUCCAGGAUUACCAAACAGGAUGGAACGAACUAGCUUUAAGAAAAAGGUAAGAACCUUAGGUGGCCGGCAUGCAUAUUAAAGCUGAAAUGGUUUGGAAGGUUCUCAAGUAGGUGAAACAUUGCCCCUGCAAUUGGGAUUAAUUUGGAUUAAUCUAAAUUCUUUGUUAAAGUAGCCCUUGCUUUCUAAAUCAAUCAAAGGGACAUUUAAGCCCUGCCUGACUGAAGACUGAGAAGAGUACAAAUGCCUAAUCGCACUUUAGAGGGAAGAACACUGAGCCGAUUGCUGAGGAACUUAAGUGUUGGCCUAAACUCCACCAGUAGGCUGUGUGACUUUUGGCAAGUUGCUUGCUAUCUCUGGGCCCCAUAGAUCAGCAUGUCCAGCAUUAUUCUUUGGUUCAUAUGUGAAUUGGCAAUUCAUGAGAAACUGUCUUAUCUGCCAAUAUGUUGGGAAAACACUAGGCAAACAUUUCUUUAGGUCAGGGUGACUCAGUUGCGUAAAUAUGUAAGUAUUCAUUCAAGUGUACUGUCAGUCUCCAAUGAGGUGGCUCAGGAGGUGGCUCUCCCUGUGUUAUUCCAUCGGGAAAUACUGGUCUACAUCUCUCAGAAUCCUUUGGGCACUAACCUUCAAAAGGCCUUUAUUGAUUACCUGUUAUAUGCCAGACACCAUGAGGUAGCAUAGUGAAAUAUCAGGGGGUGUUUUUGUCCAUUUUGGAGCUUGGUGAGAAGCAUCUGAAGAACAUCUGCUCCAGGAACCAUCUCCCCACUCCCAGCUUUCCAGGUGGGUGUGUCUUGACCAGCCCCAUCCCAAACCUGUGGUCCUGCCGUCUGUGAGUGUGGCCUCACACGAGUGUGGUCGGGCACCACGUACACUGCAGGCCAGCCCCCUGAGCCGUCUGUGCUCACUGAGGCGGGGAGUAAAGGUGAGCCGAGCAGCGCACGGUACUGUGCUGCCAGAGUGAGGCUGCAUGGGCCUCUGGCAGGAGCUCCCUAUGUGGGCCUCCUUGUCCAGGCGAAACGAGGGGGUCCCUGCAACAAAGUGGCCCCCUGGGUCCAAGCUCCUGCCACACAGAGAGGCUGAGUCUGCUCUCUGAGACCCCUCAAGAGAGAGCUCCAGGUCCCGGGAAAACGGGAGCCUGUCCUUAGGCAGACCUACACCACACCUGUAAAUAAGCAGCAUCGGUUUCUAGCCGGCACUUGUUUUCCAAGCCUGUCCCCUGCCUGUGGACAACGUGAGUGACAUCUACUGCCCUCCACUGCCGUAACUGAUGGAGUAGCUGGUUCCCAGACUAGCCUCUGGGUGUUCCCACCCACGCCGCAGGUGUUCGAGAAAGCAAGGGUUUCUUUUCCUCCCUUCCAGCUGGUUCACCUGGAAUAGCCGUCAGAAAAGGCUUCUGGAAGUUUCCUCUAACUCCUGACUUUCCCUAAACUCCUAUUGGUCUCUACCCUUACUUGAAGACUUUCUUCCUCUCUCAGCUACUGUUCCCCUCUUUCUUCCUUGGCAGGGACUCCCAAUGAAAGGACGUGAGAAAGGGUCUCCCCCAGUCUGUGCGCAACCUCCCCCUGGUGAAUGGGUGGCAGCUGUGAACCUGGCUGGCUGGAGCCCAUGUGACACUCUAGCACCUGCCCUUGUGGGGUCCAAGGGCUGCCUCUCACUACCUGCACACUGGAACAGCUCCAUGUGGUCCCCGGACACAAUGCAUUCUGCAUCCGUAAUGGCCUGGGAAGGGAAAGAGAAGGGCCUUGCUACCCCAGGCAUAGGUUGUAUGUUCAUUGCCAUGGCAUCUGGAAGACUUUUUUUAAGCCAGCCUAGCAGGGACUAGAGAAAUCAACCAAAAAAACCGGGCACGUUCCCAGCUAUAGCAUGCUCUGCAGGGCCAGUGUAAAAAUAACCAGGGCAGGGGUCUGUGCAGCACUUUGCAGCUGGAUAAUCCAAUCUGCAGAGAUCGGUCCUAAGGCCAGGAGCUUGACAGGAUCUCCUGGCCAGGCCCCUGGCCCCCUACUGUGGAGCUCCCAGACCCACAUGUUUCCCAGCCUCCAGCCUGUUGGCUUUAGCUCCCAACGACACUGCCUCCCAGGUUACCUGACAAAGUGGGACUUCUCCUGAUCAUGCUGCAAAUCUCCUUGGCUCGGAGCCAGCUGUCUUGAGCUUACAGCUGCUUCCCAAGGCAAAGCGCCUCGUCUCAAUGUGGCCAAAUGUGGUGACACACGUGGUGUAGUUGCACUGUUUUGCCCAAGUGGCUUUGGCUCAAGUGGCAUGGCCGGUGCUUGUCCCCCUCAGAGCCUCAAGUGCCUAUAAUGUGCUGCCCCAGCCCCUUGCCUGCUCACCUGUAACGUCUCCACUUUGCCUGUGACACUUGUUCUUGGAAUACAUACCACCUUUUUGCCCAGUAGCCAGUUAUGUAGACAUUGUGGAAAUCUGGGACAUCAGCCAACUCAUGUCCACCAAUAAUUAGCAAAUCAUGCCCUGGGGCUUAUUUUGGUGGCUACAUUUGUCUUAGGCUUUUAGCUCAUAAAAACUGUUAAACCUGAUGAUAUGACAAAA
Manis pentadactyla (Chinese pangolin) is the source of this 9977-nucleotide messenger RNA. It is a transcript of the gene VWA5B1, whose product is annotated as von Willebrand factor A domain containing 5B1. Bases 1268 to 4879 code for a protein of 1203 amino acids. The transcript has 25 exons. NCBI's taxonomy places the organism in Eukaryota, Metazoa, Chordata, Mammalia, Pholidota, Manidae. The record is from RefSeq and is a predicted model, not a curated record.